Messenger RNA from Sceloporus undulatus (fence lizard), 3034 nucleotides. RefSeq names its product golgi associated kinase 1A (gene GASK1A). NCBI's taxonomy places the organism in Eukaryota, Metazoa, Chordata, Lepidosauria, Squamata, Phrynosomatidae. The record is from RefSeq and is a predicted model, not a curated record. Gene Ontology annotation, cellular component: Golgi apparatus. The transcript has 5 exons. The coding region runs from base 468 to 2366 and encodes 632 amino acids.
UUGCUGGCUGCUAACAAGCCUUGAGCCCCAAUGCCGUCCCCACCAGCAUGCAUUUCAGAGCCAGUCUGCCAAGGAAAUAGUUCUAGCACACUCCUUGGGCCAUCUGGGAAGGAGUUUAGCAACAGAGCCCACACUCUGGGGAUGGGAGAAUUUAGCCCCACUCGUGCAGUGGGGAACAAGAGGCUCAUCUGGCUGAGCAAAUGACCCUAUUCUUCAGGGGUGAUGGUUGGGGUGGCAUCACCUUGAAAAGGUAACAUCUGAUUGGCAUUACAAAAGGUGGUGGUAAGCCAUGCAGAGGCACAGUAUGGCAACGGCUGAACCUCUGGACAAGCAAAUGCUUCAUCUGAAGAAGCUCAAGAGAUGAUGGGUCCAGCACAGUGGUGAUGGUACUGCUGGAGAAGAAAAGCUAGGUGGUAAUUUGUGGCCGUUGUCUUCUGCUGGAAGUGAAAAUCAGGGGAAAGGAAGAGAUGAGAACCAUCAGCUGGAACAGGGUUCAGCGGACAUGGAAUCGAAUGAGGCUGAACAGAUCUCCUACAGCUGGGUGCUGCUUCUUGCUUGCCUUGUCUGUGAUUGCUCUUACUAGUUUCUCUCCUGCAUCCCUGAACAGUUACAAGAAGUCUAAUUUCCAGUUUUUACCUGGAGAUGAGCCACACAAGAGAGCUGCUCCUGCUAAGCGGGUGUGGAUAAACCCUACCCCCUCCAUUGCUCAGCAGGCAUGGCACUUCAGCAAGAGAAAGUGGACCAACUUUUUGAAAAGACAAGCCCUACCAAAUCCCAGCUCUGUCUGCAAACAAAGGAGAAGGCCAAACAACCAGGGUGGGCCAGAUCACAGGGGUUUACAAGAAAGGAGGAAGGAUAAUGGGCAGCUUAGAAAAGAUAACACUGCAUCAAAAAGCUCUGAACACAGCCAGCUAUUCCAACACAAAGACUAUCCCUCCAGGACUAACUACAAAAAGAAUAGAGAGUUUGGGGCUUUUACUCUAAAGAAUGCAAGGAAAGAUGCUAGUUUCUCCCCCCACUGGAGAAAUGGGAAGGAAGUGGAUUGGAACCCACGGAGUCCUGUGGCCUUUUUCUCUUCUCCUUUGAGAGAUGGAAAGCUUGGAUCUCUUUUGUUGCUUCAUAAUACCUCCGCAAGCCAGCUCACUGCACCACAGGAGCCAUGUAAAACAGAUGUGCAGACAGCUGGCACUGAAUGCCAACCCUCAGAUUUGAUCAAAGGUGUUAUCUCAGGCAAGCAGCCCUUCCAGAGCACAACAGGGGCUUGGGGAUGGAUGGAUAAAUCUCACAUGUGGAAUCCACAGGAUGUAGAAAGGCUGCAGAAAUCAGGGUGGUGCCAAAAGCCUCAAGAUUAUGGCCACUUUGGAAAAAAGGCAGGCAGAUUGAGGUUUCCUGACAAGAUGCUUCCGUGGUUUACUUUGGAUGAUGUGCUUAAAAUGAAGUUUUUGGCCAAUGGUACAGUGGUAAACAAAGAGAGAAUCCCUGCUCAUGGGCAAAUACUUAAAGUUGCUCUUUCAUCCAAGCAAGACGUCCAUUCACAUGACUCCAAAAGUCCCUGUUUGGAGGGGCUCUGUGGUUUAAUCAAAAGGCCCACUGACCUCUAUGAGGUUCUGGCUUUUCACUUGGACAGAGUGUUAGGGCUCCAUCGGAGCCUACCUGUGGUGGCCAGGAAAUUUAACAGUCCCUUGCUACCCUACAAGUACACCAAUGGUGCCCCUCGGCCCAUUGUAUGGUGGGUACCUGAUAUACAACACCUGAACGAUUCCAAUAAUGACCAGAACUCUUUUGCUCUAGGAUGGGAGCAGUAUCAGGUGUUACUGAAGCAACAAUGUGGCAUGGAAGGUUCUGGAACAUCACUUGGGAAACCCCCAUGUUUGACUGUCCUCCAUUCAGAAUGGGCCAGACUGGCACUCUUUGAUUUUCUGCUACAGGUCCAUGACCGCCUGGAUCGAUAUUGCUGUGGUUUUCAGCCAGAUCCUUCUGAGCCCUGUGUUCAGGAAAUGCUCCAUGAGAAAUGCCGAAACCCCACAGAGCUGAUUUUGGUCCAUAUCUUGAUCCGGAGGAGCCAGCCUUCCCACUUGGUAUUUAUUGACAAUGCAGGCAGGCCUCUCCAUCCAGAAGCUAAACUUAAUUUCAGGCUUUUGCAAGGCAUAGAUGGGUUUCCCAAGACAGCUGUGACUGUGCUGAAGUCAGGAUGCUUACAAAAUCUUCUUUUACAAUCACUGUAUGUCGAUGAGGAAUUCUGGGAAAACCAGGGUGGAUCUGAAGGACUUAAACAAUGGCUUCAUACCAUUGACAGGAGAGGGCAAAUUUUGCUUCAGUAUAUUCAAGAGCACAACUUGACUGUCAUUGAAGACUCCUUGCUUUAGACUUUGGCCAUAAAGGUGACAGAAUCACUUGACUGAAAGGAACAUUGGGCCCUGUAGAUAAAAAGACUUCAGCACUAAGACACCGACAAAUACACCCAGCAUUUGAUUUCUUUCAUAUGUGAAUCCAGAAAUAAAAAUAAACAUGAUAUAAUUGUCUGACUGCCCAUAGGUUUGUUGCAUGUUUAUUCACAUUCAUAAUGCACAGAAAAUGUUUUUUUGCCUGUAUAAACACACACAGAGACACACAAAAUUAUUUUUGCAGAAUAAGUCCUGAAUUGCAAAGAUUUUUGCCACUUCAAGAUUCUUCUGAUUUUCAAGAAACAUGUUUUCAACCAUUUUUCAAUUUUUUAAAAUCUGUACCAGUCCUUCAUCAGAGCCUAGAGCAUUUAUGAUUCUAUACUACCACUUCCAGAGUCUCCCAGCCAGCAUGGUUACUCUGGGAGGAGUCAUUCAAAAAGGUAACAUUUACAAACUCUAAGAUUUGUAAUGAAUGGUUACUGUGAGGAUGACCUGUUCCUGCCUUCUGUGAAGAUUGCUGGCUCUAACACUUGUCAUCUUCUUGCCACAUGCAUCCUAGUCCUUUACUCCCAGCCACCAUUAAUGCCCUGGUCACAGGAUGUACACAUAGGCCUCAUUCUCACUUACAAAUAAAUCACUUUGUGAUCCGA